CUUUCUUCCAAUUCUAUUGUGUGGGAGGAGUUAUUAGUCAGGCCCAGCCUCCUGUUACCAUGGAGACCACACACAACAAACUGACUGGCUACUGAAUAGAGCUGCAGACUGUGUGGGUUGCCCCUAGCAACAGACUCACUGGAUCCUGGAGCUGUUGGACAGUCCUGUCUCCUGAGACCCACCGGCACACAGUUUCCAGCAAUGCAAAGAGCGUAUUACCCAUAAGCCUGUGUCCUUGUGGCCCCAACAAUGGAGAAGUAUGAGAAGUUGGCCAAGAUUGGAGAGGGCUCUUACGGGGUGGUGUUUAAAUGUCGUAGCCGAGAGACUGCUCAAGUGGUGGCCAUCAAGAAGUUUGUGGAAUCAGAAGAUGAUCCAGUCAUUAAGAAGAUAGCCCUGCGUGAGAUCCGAAUGUUAAAGCAACUCAAACACAACAACCUUGUCAACCUGCUGGAAGUUUUCAGGCGGAAGCGAAAGCUGCACUUAGUCUUUGAAUACUGUGACCACACUGUGCUCAACGAGCUGGAGAAGCAUCCAAAUGGGGUUCCCGAUGCCUUGACCAAGAACAUCAUGUGGCAGAUUCUUCAGGCUGUUACCUUCUGCCAUAAGAACAAAUGUAUCCACCGAGACAUCAAACCCGAAAAUAUUCUCCUCACCAAACAAGGGGUCAUCAAGCUGUGUGACUUCGGAUUCGCCCGGAUUCUUACCCGGCCUGGUGAUGAUUACACAGACUAUGUGGCUACUCGCUGGUACAGAGCUCCUGAACUCCUGGUGGGAGACACCCAGUAUGGAUCAGCUGUGGACGUAUGGGCCGUGGGCUGUGUCUUUGCAGAACUUCUUUCGGGGCAACCGCUGUGGCCAGGAAAAUCUGACAUGGACCAACUACACUGCAUCAUCAGGACCCUGGGGAAGCUGAUCCCGAGGCAUCAGUACAUUUUCCAUAGCAACCAGUUCUUUCACGGCACCAGCAUUCCCGAGCCAGACCCAGCAGAUUUGGAAACACUGGAAGAAAAGUUCCCAAAUAUUCAGCCAGCGGCUCUCACUUUUAUGAAGGGCUGCCUGCGUAUGAAUCCAGAUGACAGAUACUCCUGUGAGCAACUGCUGGAAAGCUUGUACUUUAAUCCCGCCCGCGAGGAACCGGAGAAACGGAAACCCAAGGGCCGGAGGCGACUUCAGCAGGCUCAGCUCUUGCCCCAAUUACCGGCCAAUGGAACGUCUCCUGCCCCUGAUGGGAAGAACAAGCCACGGGCCACUAAGUUUGAUCAUUUCCCCAACAUUUAAAGCAGAACAGGCAAUUGGACAGACACCCUCUGUGCUAUCAACGUGUGGGUGCCUCCAAUGGGAUCCAAGCAACAUGGCAGCUCCUGGAUACAGAUGUAACCAAAUUGCUACAUGCCUCCUCCUUGUGGAUCAAUAAUAACUGGGAUCAAUGCA
This is a messenger RNA of Xenopus laevis (African clawed frog), 1431 nucleotides long. RefSeq names its product cyclin-dependent kinase-like 4 (gene cdkl4.L). NCBI's taxonomy places the organism in Eukaryota, Metazoa, Chordata, Amphibia, Anura, Pipidae. The coding region runs from base 250 to 1278 and encodes 342 amino acids. The record is from RefSeq and is a predicted model, not a curated record. The transcript has 10 exons.